This is a messenger RNA of Oncorhynchus keta (chum salmon), 685 nucleotides long. It is a transcript of the gene cunh4orf33, whose product is annotated as chromosome unknown C4orf33 homolog. The transcript is spliced from 5 exons. The record is from RefSeq and is a predicted model, not a curated record. Lineage: Eukaryota; Metazoa; Chordata; Actinopteri; Salmoniformes; Salmonidae. The coding region runs from base 87 to 671 and encodes 194 amino acids.
AACAAGCUAAAUAUAUAGGCAUCACACCAGCGCGAAACCGGAUUAAUCUUCUUACAAAGUAAGUAACGUUAGCCUUCCUAUCAGUCAUGAUGCACCGAUCGUGGACAUCGGUGUCGCUAAAAGCGGUUAUCUUCCUCUAUGUACUUACAUGCGCAGAACUUAAAAUGACUGAGAUGGAGUUUGUGAUUAGCACCACAUGGGACAGCCUUCCUGUGGAUCAUGACCCUGUGAAGGUGACGUUUUCUCCCGGGGAUGGAGGGAUGAAGAUGCAGGUGUCUGCUCCCUUCUUCAACAACCCUCCUGGUCCCUCCGGGCCUCCAGGACAGCCCUUCCCUGGCCUCUGGAACUAUGAAGUGGUUGAGGCGUUCUUUCUGGACAGUACUACUGUGAACUAUCUAGAGGUGGAAGUGUGUCCACAUGGACAACACUUGGUGUUACUGCUCUCUGGAAGAGGUCACGCAUUCAUGCAACAACUGCCCCUGUCGUUCACGGCAACCAUCACAGGAAACAGGUGGGAGGGUGAGGCUCUUCUCCCCUGGUGCUACUUCCCCCCUAACGUGAACAAGAUGAACUCGUACGCCAUCCACGGGUCCGGGGCGGGGCGUACAUACGAGUCCCUCUACCCCGUCCCCCAGGCUGACCUAGUGGAGGGACAGAAGCCCAACUUGUGAGUCUGUUUAUUGCC